This is a messenger RNA of Cydia strobilella, 7663 nucleotides long. Its product is annotated as HIG1 domain family member 1C-like. The record is from RefSeq and is a predicted model, not a curated record. NCBI's taxonomy places the organism in Eukaryota, Metazoa, Arthropoda, Insecta, Lepidoptera, Tortricidae. Gene Ontology annotation, biological process: mitochondrial respirasome assembly. Gene Ontology annotation, cellular component: mitochondrion. Bases 5 to 292 code for a protein of 95 amino acids. The transcript has 2 exons.
AAUCAUGGCAAACUCACGCCCUGCUUUCAACUAUAAUGAUGAAUCUCAGUCGGAGAAAUUGGCCAGGAAGUCUAAGGAUUCUCCUUUCAUGAUUAUAGGUAUCUUAGGACUGAUUGGCGUUUGUGGCGUCGGGGCAUAUAAAUUCAAAACACGAGGUAAAAUGAGUACAAGUGUAUUCCUCAUGCAGUUGCGAGUGGCCGCCCAGGGGACUGUGGUGUCUUGUCUGACCAUAGGUGUGGCAUACACAUUAGCGAAGCAACAUCUAUUUAAGGAUACUAAAAAAGAUGAAUAAAUACAAACAUUGGUAAGCUUCCCUUGUUAGUAUGGACUGAGGACGUAAGAACUUGAUGGCUAUUCAUAAAAUCAGUUUUGUAAAAAUAAAAUGCUAGGGAUAUAUUUUGCAUCCACUUUUUAUAAGACAGCAUAAUCAGCUUUAAGAUCUAUGGUACAAAGAAUGGCAUCUAAGGUUCAGUUGUUACAAUUAGUUGUUUUUUUAGUUUGUACCUAACCGUGUAGUCUGCUAUGCUAUGCUAUCUUUAAAUUAGUACACCUGUUACUCAAGAGUUGUUGUAGAUCUGAAUGAAAUAGUACUGGAAUAUUAGCUAGUAAUUAAGCCGUAAUUGUUUUUGUUAUAUUGUAGGUACUUAUGUGCCUGAGCGCCACUUGCACCAUCCGGGUUAGUGGGAUGGUGCUAGUGGCGCUUAGUUAACAGUAUAAAGUGUCAUUUGAAACCAUGUUCGAAACAUUGAAAAGGGUAUUUCACUACUAGUCAAAAAAUUGUCUAAAAAUAACUUCUAUGUUUCUCUAUUAAUGUUCUGGUUCUGUUGCUUCAUUUCAUGCAUGGUAUGAAAUUAUUUAUUUUAAAUAUAGUCAACAUCCCUAAUGUAGGUAUAAGUGGAUGUGACUUGUGUUUCAAAUUUCCUAGAAAAGGUUCAAGCAAUAUUUUAGAAUGUUAUUCUUGAUGAUCAUCAUUCUCAUCACACAUUUGAAAAUAACAAUAACCUUUAGAAAAUGGGAACCAACUGAAUACAUUUGACCAGGAAUUUCAAUAGUUGACUGUAUGCAAUAACUAAAAUGGCAGGUAGUUUGGAGUGUGUCAGUGUGUAUUGAUAUUAAAGUUUUCUUGAUCUGUAACUACUCGUAAGGCAUGCUCCCGGUACUGUUUUUUUAUAUGACCGGAACUGAUAUUCCCGGUUCUUUCAUAUAAAAUCAGUACUAAGAGCAUGGCGUACCUGUAACAUUAUCUGACCAGACUACCAUGUGGGAAGGAAGAUUAUUUUCCAUGACCACGGUCGACGGGGACGGUUGCAUAACAACUUGUAACUAAUAAUAUUAGCGUUAGUCUCUUUCCAUUUUCCAAUUCCUUUGAUUAGAAAGAGACUUCCGCUAAUAUUAUUAUUACUAUUAGUUACAAGUUGUUAUGCAAUCGGCCCCAGGUCAGAUCAUUACCCACACAGGCUAGGAGAUGACUGUAUCCCAUAUCUUUUUUAUUAGUUCCAGCAAUAUUACGAACAUUUAUGAACUUAGUUUUGAGCUAAAUAUUAUUAUAUAGGUUUCAUACUUUCUGCAGUCUGUGUACUGUGUAGUACUGCAAUGAACCCAACCCACGUGUUUAAAUACUUUGAAUAUGGUAAACUUAAAUACCUAACCUAAACAAUGUUGUUAUUGUGUAGAUUGGGUAACUGUGAUGAUCUAUAUUAAAGUUACCUACUUAAUUAGUGAUCUGUUUUUCGAUUACGAAUUACAAUUUAAUUUCAAAAUGGGUCUAUGUGAUUAAAUACUAGUCGUUUAGAUAUAAGCGAAAUGUCAAUCACUGAUCUCUUCUAUGAAUAAAGUGACUGUUAAUUUAUUGGACCAUGUAUGCAUCUUUGUAAACAUACCUACAUAGUGGGUGGUGGAAUUAAAACUAAUUUUGCGGUAGAAUUAAAAGUGGCGGUGGCGAUGGCGCAGCGCGAGGCGUACCGCAUCGCAACUUUGUGUUUAGUAUGCAACAUUCGCUACCGCAAGUAUUCCUUAGCUGCCACAACUCACCUACAAAGCGGCGCGUCGCCGCAAUUACGACCGCAAGUGCAGUUGGAUCCUAAGGUAAAGGGGCCCACUGAUUACCAGUCCGCCUGACGAUAUCAGCCUGUCAGUUGUUCGGAACUGUCAACUUUUUGUUCUAACUAACAGGCUGAUAUCGUCCGGCGGACUGAUAAUCAGUGGGCCCCUUAUUGAGGUUGGGUCGCCUAAGAUCGGACACUUUUUUCGAUUGUUGACAGUGUUGCAGUAUUAUUAUUCUAUUUCAUAUCCUACGACUAUUUUCUAAAUGUCCUGUUAACCCUUUACCAGGGAAAGGGUGAUAUACCACCCACAUACUAAUUAAGCUUAAUCCCAUCCCUAAUUAAGCUUAAAUGCGUAUCUGGCUCUAAAGUUUGCACGUUUUUUCCGUGCCAUGCAUUUUUACGCCCAAAUAAUAAAUAAGAGGGUGUCCUGCCGGUGACCUCAUGUACCGCAGUUCUUAUGGCAUAACCAAUGUGAGGAAUGUGUUUGUCCCAUUCUCCAUGUGUAUCCUGUAUGUAGGAUGCGAUAGCUGUUCCAACGACACGAUUCUCUCUCUCUCUAGGGUUGGCUUGAGGGUGGUAGUACGGAGUAUACCACAAAUUUAUUACCAUAGCUUUCAACCAUUUCCUUAAAUUCAGCUGCAACAAAUUGUUUGCCAUCGCAUAUGAUGGCCUGGGGCCAUUUAUAUAAACAUUUAUUUAUUCAAGUGAUACAAAUGGUCAGUUAUCCAUCUGUUCAAUCUAUACAAUGACCUACGACAAGAUCAAAAUAAAUCUUUUUAAUAUAUAAGAAUACGAUUUCAGUUUCAUUUACAUGGCAGAUUUCGUCUAUUUCCUUUUAAAAAUCCGCACAAAUUUUACAGAAUAGUAUGCGCUUUAUUUAUAAGGGUUUUUCUUGUCUGGUUCUAGUUUUUAUCGCAGGAUUUCACAAAAUUCCCGUUAUAUUUAGUGAUCCUGUUUUCACCUUACCUGGUCACAAUAACGAUUCUUUUCAUAUAUAUUACAUGUAGGUAUACCUACCUCUGAUUUCAUGGAGCACGCCCAAUCACUUAGCAAAAUCGUCGAAGUCCUUUGCAGGAAGCAUGCAUAUGUUUGAUGCUCCAGGCCUUGGGCCUUUCGCGAAGCUCGGCCUUCGCAAUAGCUGUCCACAGCACGUUUCACGUAAAUCAUUGCGGCUGUAUCCCUAAAACAGCCUAACCGCAUUUUUGUUCUUAAAUCCGACUCACGCUUGACUGUAGACUUCUAAUAAAUAGGUUUUCCUGUCAUAUAUAGGUAUAAAACUAUUUUGUGUAUUUUUUUGCAAAAUUUUAAAUCCAGUAGUUUCGGAGAUAAAAUGGUCAUUCUUUUCCUAUUUUUUUAAAUAACUUCUUAACUUUUUAUCAUAAGAUUAUAAAAAAAAUAUAUAUUUGAUAUUUCCACAAGAAGCCCUUUCAUUUGAUAUGUAACACGAUAUAGUUUGCAAAACUUUGUUGUUUAAUAUUCACAUUUAAUCCCCUAAAAGUGGCCCCUUUGUUUAAAAUUCAUUUGUUUACGUUACAUGUCCGUCUUUGGGCCACAGACUUGCAUAUGGAUAUGUGUACCAAAUUUCAGGUUAAUUGGUUCAGUAGUUUUGGAGAAAAUAGGCUGUGACAGACGGACGGACGGACGGGACGGACCGACAGACGCGCAAGUGAUCCUAUAAGGGUUCCGUUUUUUCCUUUUGGAACCCUAAAAAGGGCUAAAGUCACGUCAAGUAGAUAUAUUGUCUUGUCAUGUGUCACGUCUUGCCAUUAUAUAUCCCUUUAUUACGAUUUACGAUCCGAACUUUUGAAAACCGCUGAAUUUUUUAAGUGCCUCAGUGAUUAGUCCGAUGUUCGGAUUUCGGCCUACAGACGUCCUAGGCGUAAACAAAGUAUACAAAUCUAUAGAGAAUUUGCUAAUUCUACGCAAUAAUUAACAAAAAAGGCAAUAAAAUGAUAAAUACCUAGCAUAAUUUUCAAACUUCUGGAGGGAAGAUCGGAUGACCCAACAUUUUACAAAAAAAAAAGCACAAUUAUUUCGAAGCUCCGGCGCACACGUCCUGCUUAUCGCAACACCGAUCGAGGUACAACGGGAGGGGCAGAACAAAAUGGCGGAGAAAAUGUUGCCAUCAGCGAAAAAUAUUGCUUCAUUUCCGGUAAAUUCUAUGCAUCCGGUCUUAUGUCACAUCCGAUCUUAGGCGACUCUACCUACUUCUACUUAUUUAUUUUGUCCCCUUAAUUAAGGGCUCACUUUAUUGGUCUAAAACGGGGCGGCCUGGACGCACUUGACCGGCGGCGGGGCGGCGAGCGGCAAAUCAAGGCCAUCCUUAUAUUGUGCUCGACCAACUGUAUGAACGGCCUUGUUUUUCCGCUCGCCGCCCGCCGCCCGCCGGUCGCGUGCGUUCCUGGCCGUGGCGUACGCAAUGUACGCAUAGACAUAGUAUUUAUUGAACAAGACAGUGAACUCGCCUCCAAAAAACGUCCUGAGCGAAACGAAAGAAAGAAAGAAUUAGGUCCCCUGAUUAUGAUGUCUGUAAAAAAUAACUCAUUUUGAACGAGUAACGUUUUACAUGUCACCUUUAAUUUAUAAACGAAAAAAUAUAGAUUUGAUGAUUGAAACCAAACAAUUAUGUAUUAUUUCACUGCCUUAUUCACUUAGAUAGGUAUACCCCUAUAUAUUAUACUACUCUUUGGGUAUUCCUAACGUUAAUCCGGUAAAAAGAUGUAUUAUCUGUGCCCGCCCCCUGAGGGCGAAAUGGGAAUGAUUCAUUCCCAUUUGUCACCGGCGGGAACAGAUGGGAAUAGUUUCAUUCCCAUCUGUGGCUGGCGGGAAUAAAUGGGAAUGAAUCCUUUCCAUCAGUGACCGUCUCGGUUUCUUCCUAUCUUUUUUAUUAUAAAAAUGAGCGGAUUGCAAAAAAAGUGUAGUUUCCACUUAUAUCUGUAAAAAAAAUAUUGCACACAAUAAUUUUAACACUUACAUAUAGUGUAACUCAACUGCGUUACACUAUAAGGAAAUAAAUGCCCCAAAAAAGGUAUAGAGGGAAAUGCAAGGAACACAAUUUUUAACGUCGUAGCUUUGUUUGGACUAGUAGGGAGAUGAACAUAUCAAAAGUCCCCGGCCAUAACCCUGGUACUGGGGGGGAGAGGGGGGUUUGAAGGUUCCAUUUUUCGGUUUAGCGGUUAUAUUUCGGAAACUAUGCGUCCGGACGAUAUCGGCCUGUCAGUUAGAACAAAAAUUUUACAGUUCCGAACAACUGACAGGCCGAUAUCGUCCGGCGGACUGAUAGUCAGUGGGCCCCUUUAGCGACUUGGCCACUUAUACAAAAUGAAAAGAGAUUUAAUUUGUUACAAGUUCUAUUCUGUCAAGUUUUUCGAUAUCUAGUAUAGUUUUUGAGAUAUCCGCUCUUCAAGGUUUAUUUAGGGCUCUCAUUUUUAUCUUGAUUUUCUACAUCGGUGAAGCUGCUAGGCCGGGUUUGGGAUCGUUUUCGUAUAAAUCGGGGGUGCUGAAUUCAUUUAUGGUAUCAACAUUGACACCUUUCCUAAGUAAAAACAAAAUUUAAAAAAAUGAUUUUUUAUAAAACUCCUUUUUACGCUUAAACCGCCGAACAGAUUUCGUUGAAAUUUGGUACAGAGAUGGUUUGAGUCCCGAGACAGUACAUAGGAUAGUUUUUAUAACCAAAAUCAUCUUUUAAGGGUGUGAAAAGUGUGGUGGAAAUUUGUAUAGGGAAUCAAUAACCGCUGAACCUAUUUAAAUAAUAUUUGGGAUGGUCUACAUGUUUGAUUUAGUUGAAAAUGAUACCAAACAUGACUUCAAACCUAAAUUUAAACAGUAUUAACCUCAGGAAUUCAACUUCGGCGAAGAAGCUGAAUUCCCCUCACACCAAAUUUCACACCUUCAAAGUAUGAUUUUUGAGAUAAAAACUAUAUUAUAUCCUGUCUCGGGACUUAAAACAUAUAUUUAUCAAAAUUUCAACUAAAUCGGUUCAGCGGUUUAAGCGUGAAGAGGAGUAAAAAAAAAGUUAUUUGUUUAAAGUUUAUAUGUUUUUACUUUGGAAAGGUGUCAAUGUGGAUACCAUAAAUGAAUUCAGCACCCCCGAUUUAUACGAAAACGUUACCAAACCCGGCCUAGCAACGUCACUGAUGUAGAUAAUCAAGAUAAAAAUGAGAGCCCUAAAUAAACCUUCAAGAGCGGAUAUCUCAAAAACUAUGAGAUAUCAAAAAAAAAUACCUAAUAAAACUUGUAACAAAUUAAAUCACUUCAUUUUGUAUAAGUGGCCAUGUCGCUCAGACGCAUAGUUUCCGAGAUAUAAUCGAAAAACCGAAAAAUUGAACCUUCAAACCCCCCUCUCCCCCUCAGCACCAGGGUUACGGUCGGGGACUUUUGAUAUGUUUAUCUCCUAACUAGUCCAAACAAAGCUACGAAGUCAAAAAUUGUGUUCCUAGCAUUUCCCUCUAUACCUUCUUAUUGCUUGGCCUAAUAUGAUUAUUAAACAGUUAAAAUUCCAAUUCGUGAAAUUAAAAUCAUAUUAUGUACCAAUUAUUUAAUGCUGAACCGCGUCAAGUGGUUCAGCAUUAAAUAGUUGACAUCAUAAAUGUGAAAGCAUUAAAUAACUAGCGGUCAGCGCUAUGGAAAAUGGCAUCGCUGCGCAGUCGCGCCAGUGUUGCGUCGAGCGACGAGCAGCAGCCAUAGAGUUGACUAGACGCCGCGCCGACGCCGACGCUCGGGAGACGGAGACGCUAGUGUGGGGUGGUCCCGGUGGCCCUAACCAGUAUCGAUUUAUGUACCUACAUAGUAGACGUGAUCACUAUUUUAGUAUUAUAACUGUAACGGUGCGUAUAACGAAACGUUACACUAUCAACUUCUUUAUUAUUUCGGGCACAUAUAAAUUCUAAAUUCCCUUUUAAAAUUCAAAUCUUUCUUGAAACCCCUUUCGCUGGUUUAAUUUUCAGUUCAAUACAAAACUUCGAUCAGUAAACACCAUUUUCCUACAUAGUUUUCUAAGUUUAUAUUAUAUUUUCACUUUCAGUCUUAAUAAUAAUUCGGUAUUUGAAGUUAUUGCUCAUUUUACCAACUAUAUAAUUUGGAUAUCGGGUGCAAUGUGUAAAUGUUAUUAUGACAUUUUAUUGUAUUUAAAAUAAGUCAAUUUUUUAUAUUAUAUUUUCACUUUCAGUCUUAAUAAUAAUUCGGUAUUUGAAGUUAUUGCUCAUUUUACCAACUAUAUAAUUUGGAUAUCGGGUGCAAUGUGUAAAUGUUAUUAUGACAUUUUAUUGUAUUUAAAAUAAGUCAAUUUGGGAAUUUAGGCAUUUUGGAACUAAGACAAUUUGAGAUUUAGUAAAAUAUGUAAAAGGGCAUUAUGAUAUUUGGGUGUAACGAACCGUAAUCGAUCCAAAUAGUACGAGUAAAUCCAUUAAGAACAUAAGUGCAAUGACAAUGAGUAUUGUGCACGACCUUUUGUAACCAGCCCACCUCUAGACUACCUACAUCCGAAAGGCACAUUAUUUGUAAGUUAUAGUAAUUAAGUAAUUUAAUAGUGUUUUAUGUGUUAUGGCAUCAGGCGCCUAACCCCUUGCCUGUAUUGUUACAGGUGCCUUUUUAUUUCCUUAAUAAAUACACUCGUCGUC